CUUAAUUAAGUACUCAAGGCUCUAGGAAGCCUCAGGUCCGGCCACGAAGUAGCAAAGGACCUGACAACUGGCGCCCGACCGUCAAGAGAUACUCUUAAAGUGACUGACUUCUACGUGCAAAUUCAAUGCAAAGUGGCAGUGAAAGUGAUUUAGACGAUAGUCUUAACACUGAAGUGAAACAACGACCGGUGCGUGUUAAAAAGGUGCCUGUUAGAUAUCCAGACAGUGAGCUAAAAGUUAUUCCCAAGAAGAUGGAUUCAACAAGUGAACCAGUGGCAGCGUCAGCGCCCGCAGCCGCGCAAGCCGCAGCAGGGGAAGCUCCCACAUCGGGAUCACUGACGACUAACAUGGUAAAUUCUAGGCCUGCAUUGACUUAUGUAUGUGCACCUCAAGAAAUACCUAAUUUCAGAGGAAAUGUAUUACCAGGAGAGCCACCAGCACAAGGAGGUACAGCUGAAGUAGAUGUAGAAGCAUGGCUUCAUCACUUGACGCUGCAUUUUGAAUCGACAGGAUUGACCGACGAUCGUAGCCGUAUUCGUCAAUUAGUUCAGCAUACCCAUAAGAAACUAGGGGAUGCUAGAACCGUGGUAUCAAAAUACCUAAACGACGAUCACAUGGACUUUACUUUUGAAGAAGUCAGACGAGAUCUGCUGCUAACCUACGCAGGUGUUACAAACAUCUCGUUCGUAGAUGCAUCACGCGAAUUGAUGGAUGUCGCUCUCUCCGCAAAGCCUCAUAAGGUCUCAGCUACUGGAAACGUUUACGCUAUUAGAGAUGCCGCUCUCAAGGUCGCAAAAACAUUCGUGAACAGACCAAGUUACAACGCUGCAGCAGAUACGCGCUCAACGCUCGACAUCCUAACAGAAGCUUUCUUCGCAUUUGGAGCAAGUUUGGUUUUCAAGAAGCGCAUCGUGACUGACACACUGUUGAAACGCAAAGAAAAUGAUCGCGUCGCCAAUGCGUAUCAAGCGCUAACACACUUUUUAGUGGCUACUGAGAAAGAAAUUUACCGGAAUCAAAACGGUACUUCAACAGUGACUAAAGUCCAUGUGGAAAACAAGCCUUCUUCAACGGAUACUUCUUCGGCGACAGCAGCAUCAGCGCCCACCCGCGGAAACUAUAAUUACCGGCGGGGGAGAGGACGCUACCGUGGACGGUUCAACAAUCGCGGUAAUCGAGGAGGAACCACGAGUCAUCAGAACCCUACGAGCAACAAUUCAAGAGGCGGCAACCACAACCAUAAUCACAGAGGUGGCUACCGAGGUCACCAAAAAGAAAGUCAGCGGGCCCACGCUGGUGUGAGUCGCGCUGGUUGCAUUCCUGAGCCCGUGUGA
Hyalella azteca is the source of this 1334-nucleotide messenger RNA. RefSeq lists its product as uncharacterized. The record is from RefSeq and is a predicted model, not a curated record. Bases 126 to 1334 code for a protein of 402 amino acids. NCBI's taxonomy places the organism in Eukaryota, Metazoa, Arthropoda, Malacostraca, Amphipoda, Hyalellidae. The transcript is spliced from 2 exons.